Molecule: messenger RNA, 2950 nt
Organism: Exaiptasia diaphana
Lineage: Eukaryota; Metazoa; Cnidaria; Anthozoa; Actiniaria; Aiptasiidae
Product: crossover junction endonuclease EME1
Exons: 11
Coding region: 49-1917 (622 amino acids)
Biological process (GO): replication fork processing; mitotic intra-S DNA damage checkpoint signaling; resolution of meiotic recombination intermediates
Cellular component (GO): nucleus; Holliday junction resolvase complex
Molecular function (GO): DNA binding; nuclease activity; ubiquitin binding
Source: RefSeq, a predicted model, not a curated record
CGCAUUACAAUUUUCAGCGGUAUUACCCAACUCGCGUGAAAUUUGAACAUGGCUUCGGCGCUGGAGUCAGAUAGUGAAGACGAUGAAGUUUUACGUCCUGCAUUUACUACAAAAACAUUUACUGUUACCAAAGAAAUGGUAGAUAAUGUGUUGGCUGUUUGUCCUGAUGUUAGUCGAGAAGUCGUAUGUUCAGAUUUGUAUUAUACAAAUAGUAUCASUACUACGAUCAACAGAAUUCUGGACGGCCGAGUUCAGGUUUCUGMAGGGGCAAAUGCACUGCCUAGAAGCUCUACAUGCUUUACUGCAAAUACAUCAGAAGCAGCUGUGACUGAGCAAGCUUCAUCAGUAAAUGUUGUAUGUUUGAGUGACACAGACGUAGAUUCAGAUGUAGAGGAUAAUCAAGAUAGAGACCAAGAUCAAAUGGAAGUUGACAAUAUAGCUGUAAUAGAGACUAUUAGUGACACAGCCCAUAAAAAACAAUCAAGUCCUUUGACUACCUUAAAGAAGAAAAAAGAUAUUUGCCACACAAGUGAAAUAAUUGACUUGAGUUUUGAUGACAAUGUUGAGGACAACAUGACAGUUUCAAAUGUUGGGAAUUUAGGUGCACAUGUGAAUGAUAUUAGUGAACAAAGAAAAUUGCUUAAAGACUACAGGUCUCAAAAAAGAUCUUCAUGUCCUUCCUCUGAAAGMCCYAUUCCAAUUGAUGAUGAUGAUWUCAUUGUUGAAACAUGUGAGACAAGAGUAACAGAUAUUUCAUCAUCAGAUUCUGAUUCUGAUAGCUUACCAUCAAUACUUCCAUCACUAAAUGGAGAUAGCUUAUCAAACACUGACUCCCAAGACAUGCUAUUAAACAGUGAAGACAGUCAAACAGUUGUACCAAAGAAAAAGACAAAAUAUACAUCUGAGGAAGUUCAAAAGAGAAAAGAAGAAGCUAGGUUGGUGGAUGAUGCUCUCCUUACUACAAAGGAAUCAAAGAAUGAUGAUUGUGUCAGUCCAAUAUUGGAUAAACUAGCAACCCUUGGAGUUUCUUACGUCAUUGAAAGUCAUCCAAUACCUGGUAGUAUCACGUGGAGGAGAGCAUCUGUCAUGCAUUCUGUUGAUGAAGACCUUCAGAUUACAAAAGAAAGGACUGUAUCAGAUGAAAACCAUGUGAUCGUGCGGGUAAUAUCUGAUUCUUUUGUUGCAAUGGUAGACACAUUUAAAAAGACGAGAAACGGUUACAGUGGAUCUGAUGAACAAUCCUUUGAAAAGUUUGGACGUACUCUCACUAGCACAUACAAGAAUAAAAAUAUAACGCUACUUGUAAUUGGACUCGAAAAGUAUUUCAGAGGCAUCAAAUCCAAAACAGCUCGAGAUUAUCGAAACGCAGUUCGCGGAGAAGCAGAACAGCCAAACAGCAAGAAACUGCCCGCAUCAGAGUUGGUAGUUUCCCAAAUAGACGUGGAAGAAUUUCUUGUCUUUGUGGAGUUGACCACUGAAUUCAAGAUAACUUUUUGUGAGACAAUGCAAGACUUGGCUGAUAUUAUUACCAUGGUUACUAAAGCAGUUGCCGAAGCGCCUUUCAAGAAAAGUCARCCUGAUUCCUUCAGCUUUUGUACAGAUUCAAGAACAGCUUCAGUAAAGGUUUCAAAGGACGGCCAGGGUCUCGUCAAGCUUUGGCAACAACAGCUUCAACAGUUUCAUAAUGUGUCAGCUAACAUGGCCGCCGCUAUUGUUUCUGUAUACCCCUCGCCAUUGCUUCUGAUGAAGGCCUAUAAAGACUGCCCUAAUGAACACAGUGCAGCUCUUUUGCUCAAGGAUAUUUUGGUGAGGAGAGGURCSGGUGUACUGGCUACAUCAAGGCGUAUUGGGCCUGAGCUAUCGCGCCAAGUAUAUUUGUUGUUUAAUUCGACUGAUGGAGAUGCUCUCACCAAAUAGGACGCCAAGACAUUCACAGCCGGCUGCGUUAAGUCCACGAAUGGUGGUUGCUGGGCAACUCUCUUUCCUCUGAUGUGGUAGUACGCAGGCGCAGUAAGAUCAACAUUUGGUGGAAACUGUCUCUUUCCCCUAAUAUGGUAAAAGGCUGGCUGYGUCAAGUCCACUGCGAAUGGCGGUUGCUUKGCUACACGUUUUCCCCUAAUAUGGUARAAGGCYGGUUGGGUUAAGUCCACGAAUGGUGGUUGCCUUGCAACACGUUUUCCCCUAAUAUGGUAAAAGGCUGGUUGSGUUAAGUCCACGAAUGGUGGUUGUUCCUUGGCAUCUUUCUUUUCUUCUGUUGCUAUGACGAUGGAUAGCAUCAYAGCUAAACUUAAGAGCGAUAAGACGUUUUUCAUGGUGAGCCUGUAAAAGAUUUAAGAUGAAGCAAUUCGUCCAAGAAUGAGCAUUUUUAAUACUAAUCUUUUAAUGAAAUUGUUGCUCAAUAAAGCAAUGACAGCUAUUAUUGUAGUGAAUUAUGACCAUAUUUUCUGUUAUCACUUUAAAUCAGACUGUCAAGUUGUUGAUAUCGGAGCAGUAUACUGCAUAGUGUUGUAGUAGACAACAUCUACAGGAACCCAAGUUUAUGUAUGACGUAUAUAUAUUCUGUUUUAUGAAARUAAGCCAAGGGUUAUUUUUUCACUUUCACUUGAUUAUGAACUUGUAUUCUACUCUGAUCGGUGUGCAAUUCAGUGUGCAGUAUCCAACAUUUUUCUGAAAUAGCGAUAUAUCUGAUAAGUAUGUUUCUAAAUGUAACGCUUUUCUUUGAUUCCUUUUUGGCGGCAUUUCUAUCUACCUCGGUACGCCUCGAGGACAAAUGGCAUCCUUUUAAAAAUGUUUUUCUUUUCUUGGGAUUAGAAUCAAGACGACURAAAUUAACAACAAAACUGAGAUUUCUGUAUAGAUUGGUUAAAAUUGUAAUUCAAUUUCUUAUAUGGAGAAACUGUGCCUUGCUGUGAUUUCAAUUAKUWCAUUAAAAUAUACCACUUUUAUUCUA